Molecule: messenger RNA, 1266 nt
Organism: Elephantulus edwardii (Cape elephant shrew)
Lineage: Eukaryota; Metazoa; Chordata; Mammalia; Macroscelidea; Macroscelididae
Gene: ZNF830
Product: zinc finger protein 830
Exons: 1
Coding region: 1-1266 (421 amino acids)
Biological process (GO): nuclear DNA replication; mitotic DNA replication checkpoint signaling; mitotic DNA damage checkpoint signaling
Cellular component (GO): spliceosomal complex; nucleus
Molecular function (GO): nucleic acid binding; zinc ion binding
Source: RefSeq, a predicted model, not a curated record
AUGGGGAUUAGAAUUAAGAUAACAACCUCGCCGGCAAAAUCAGCCUCGGGCACGUUUCGGGGGAGGAGGAGCGAAGACACGCCCCACUCUGCUAGCAUUAGCCAAUUGCUGUCGGGACCGGAAAUUACGCUACCAAACAGCGCCGUGGCUAAAGUCGGGAUGGCCUUGGUUCCAGUCGCAAAGAUGGCGUCGUCCGGGAAACGAGUGGUGAAUCAGGAAGAACUGCGACGUUUGAUGAAGGAGAAGCAACGCUCGAAUACCAAUCGGAAACGAAUAGAAUCUCCCUUCGCGAAAUAUAACCGUUUGGGGCAGCUAAGCUGUGCCCUCUGUAACACCCCGGUGAAGAGCGAGCUUCUGUGGCAGACUCACGUCCUGGGAAAGCAGCACCGAGAGAAAGUGGCCGAGCUGAAAGGCACGAAGGAAGCUACCCAGGGGCUGCCCGCCAGUGUAGAGCCUCAGUCCGCCAAGAGGAAGGCGCCGGAAGCGAGCAGCCAGGAUGUCAAAAGAGUAAAAACCUUCCCGGUGCCUCAGGUACAGCCCUCCACAUCCGCUUUGCCCGCCAGCGUUGUUGAUAAAUCCGGAAAGCAGUCUCCUCUAGCUACCUCCAGUAAAGCUGUAAGACUCUGCUUACUCCCUGAUUAUGAAGAUGAGGAUGAUGAGGGGGAAGAGGAGGGACGAGAAGGGAAGAAAGCGGUGCAGCCGGACGCGCAGGGCAAGGAACACUCACUUCCCUCCAUUCGUGGGGCAACGAACAGUGUGCUGCCGAACGAUUUCUUUGAUACAAGUCCUCCUAAAGCCCCCUUAAUCCCUCAUUCGGGAUCAAUCGAGAAAGCUGAAAUACACGAAAAGGUGGUGGAAAGGAGAGAGAACACUGCGGAGGCGUUGCCCGAAGGGUUUUUUGACGACCCUGAAGUCGAUGCGAGGGUACGAAAGGUCGACGCCCCAAAGGAUCAGAUGGACAAGGAAUGGGACGAAUUUCAAAAAGCCAUGAGGCAGGUCAACACCAUUUCCGAAGCCAUCGUGGCUGAAGAGGACGAGGAGGGGCGCUUGGACCGGCAGAUCGGGGAGAUUGAUGAGCAGAUAGAGUGCUACCGGCGGGUGGAAAAGCUGCGGAAUCGCCAGGAUGAGAUAAAAAAUAAGCUUAAAGAGGUUUUUACCAUAAAGGAACUGCAGAAGAAGGAAGAGGAGAACGUUGGCAGCGAUGAUGAAGGAGAACUGCAGGAUCUGUUGUCUCAAGAUUGGAGGGUAAAAGGGGCUUUGCUAUAA